Messenger RNA from Fraxinus pennsylvanica, 2574 nucleotides. The record is from the annotation of a GenBank genome assembly. Lineage: Eukaryota; Viridiplantae; Streptophyta; Magnoliopsida; Lamiales; Oleaceae.
AUGAUGUCAAGAUCUUAUACCAAUCUUCUGGAUUUGGCGUCUGGGAAUUUCCCUGUAAUGGGCAAGGAGAAGGAGCGAAAGCGGUUCCCUAGGGUAAUGACAGUCCCUGGGAGUAUACUCGAGCUAGAUGAUGACCAGGCUAAUAGUGUUACAUCAGAAAACCCAUCUUCAGUUGCUGGUGAAAGAAUGAUUAUUGUCGCAAACCUUUUGCCUUUGAAAGCAAAGCGAAGGCCAGACAAUAAAGGGUGGAAUUUUAGCUGGAAUGAGGAUUCCUUGCUUUUGCGGGUUAAGGAUGGCUUUCCGGAUGACAUGGAGGUGCUGUACGUUGGGUCAUUACCUGUUGAUGUUGAUCCAAUUGAACAGGAUGAUGUAGCCAAUUAUAUUUUGGAAAAAUUCAAGUGCGUCCCUGCUUUUCUUCCACCUAAUCUUCUGGGAAACUAUUACGAUGGCUUUUGCAAGAAGCAGUUGUGGCCACUUUUCCAUUACAUGUUGCCGUAUUCAGCUAAUCAUGGAAGCCGGUUUGAUCGUUCAAUGUGGGAAGCCUAUGUGUCCGUAAAUAGGCUGUUUUCUCAGAAAGUGGUUGAGGUGCUAAAUCCUGAGGAUGAUUUUGUUUGGAUUCAUGAUUAUCAUUUGAUGGUGCUCCCCACAUUUUUGAGGAGGCGGUUCGUUCGAUUGAGAAUGGGUUUUUUUCUUCACAGUCCGUUUCCUUCAUCUGAGAUAUACAGGACACUUCCUGUUAGAGAAGAAAUCCUUAAGGCCCUACUCAACUCUGACCUUAUUGGCUUUCAUACCUUUGAUUAUGCUCGGCAUUUCCUAUCCUGUUGCAGUCGGAUGUUGGGCUUGGAAUAUCAAUCGAAAAGGGGUUAUAUAGGACUAGAUUACUAUGGAAGGACAGUUGGAAUAAAGAUUAUGCCUGUUGGGAUACAUAUGGGCCAUAUUGAAUCAGCAAUGAAACUUGCAGAUAAAGAGCAGAAGUUCGAGGAGCUGAAGCAACAGUUUGAAGGUAAAACGGUUUUACUUGGAGUUGAUGACAUGGACAUUUUUAAAGGUAUCAAUUUGAAGCUUUUAGCUAUGGAGCACAUGCUCAAGCAGCAUCCAAAUUGGCAAGGAAGGGUCGUCCUGGUGCAGAUUUGCAAUCCUGCUAGAGGGAAAGGAAUACAUUUGGAGGAAAUAAAAGCUGAAAUAGAGGAGAGCUGCCAGAGAAUCAAUAAUGAAUUUGGGAAGCCUGGAUAUGAGCCUAUAGUUUUUAUUCAUAGGCCUGUAUCACUAAGUGAAAGAAUGGCAUAUUUCAGUAUUGCUGAAUGUGUUGUGGUUACAGCGGUGAGGGAUGGGAUGAAUCUGACUCCUUAUGAAUACACUGUCUGCAGACAAGGAGUAUCAGGUGCAGAACCUGGUUCAAAUCUGAGUGGACCCAAGAAGAGCAUGCUAGUUGUAUCUGAAUUUAUUGGGUGUUCUCCUUCCCUAAGCGGUGCAAUUCGUGUUAAUCCGUGGAAUUUUGAGACAACUGCUGAGGCAAUGAAUGAGGCGAUUUCGAUGGCUGAACCAGAGAAAGAGUUGCGGCACGAGAAGCAUUAUCGUUAUCUUAGAACCCACGACGUAGCUUUUUGGUCAAGGAGCUUCUUGCAAGAUAUGGACAGAACUUGUGCGGACCAUUUCAGUAAAAGAUGCUGGGGGAUUGGUCUAGGCUUUGGGUUCCGAGUAGUGGCUUUAGAUCCUAACUUUAGAAAGCUAUCGAUAGAUGAUAUUGUGGCAGCUUACUGUAGGGCUAAAAGCAGGGCAAUAUUGUUGGAUUAUGAUGGCACAUUGAUGCCUCCAACUUCUAUUAUUAAGACUCCAAGUUCACAAAUUAUCUCUAUCUUGAACAGACUUUGUGGGGAUCCAAAUAAUAUUGUUUUCAUGGUGAGUGGAAGAGGGAGGGAAAGCUUAAGCAGUUGGUUUUCACCUUGCAAGAAGCUGGGACUUGCUGCAGAACAUGGCUACUUUUUGAGGUGGCCACAACAUGAAGAUUGGGAAACAUAUGGCCAGAGUUCUGAAUUUGAAUGGAUGCAGCUCGCUGAACCUGUUAUGAAAUCAUAUACCGAGGCUACUGAUGGUUCUGAAAUAGAACGAAAGGAAAGUUCUCUAGUCUGGCAUUAUCAGGAUGCAGAUCUCGGGUUUGGUUUUUCUCAGGCAAAAGAGAUUUUGGACCAUCUAGAGAGCGUUUUAGCAAAUGAACCUGUUGCAGUGAAGAGCGGGCAAUUCAUUGUAGAAGUCAAGCCUCAGGGUGUUAGCAAAGGAAUAGUUGCAGAAAAAAUCUUCUCAUCAAUGGCUGAGAAGGGGAAACAGGCUGAUUUCGUGCUGUGUAUUGGUGAUGACAGAUCUGAUGAGGAUAUGUUUGAAAUAAUUGGUUCUGCAGUGUCAAGACGUACCCUUCCUUACAACACCGAAGUAUUUGCUUGUACAGUAGGGCAGAAACCCAGCAAAGCCAAAUAUUAUUUGGACGAUACAUCUGAGGUGGUAAGCAUGCUUGAAUCUGUUGCUGAAGCUUCUGAUUCUCCAGUCUCAUCUGACAACGAAUCUGAUAUCUCCGUCUAA